AACGUUAACAAAAUAAACCUCCCAACAAAACUUAAGCUUUUUCUUCUUUUUUUUCAACUCAUAAAACUAAAAUAAUAAUAAAAGAUCAUUGCAUCUUCUUCGUAUUCAAAAAGAAGAUGUCUUUGUCUAUUGCUUUUGAACAAAACCACUGAAUUAAAAAAAACAAGAAUUUGUACAUAAACUAAACAAAAACCAGAGGAAACAUCAUAAAAAAAUAGAGUGAAAAGAUGAAUGACUUAUUCUCAAAUUCGUUCAAGCGGAACCAGGCUCAAAUGAGCGAUGUGGAAGCAGGUCAAGAAACGAUGAACCUCGACAAAUUCUUCGAGGACGUUGAGAAUGUGAAGGAUGACAUGAAAGGAGUGGAGACUCUUUAUAAGAAGCUUCAAGACUCCAACGAAGAAUGCCAGACCGUGCACAAUGCCAAGAAGGUGAAGGAGCUACGAGCUAAGAUGGAUGCUGACGUGGGUCAGGUCCUUAAGAGGGUCAAAAUCAUUAAGCAGAAGCUCGAAGCCCUAGAGAAAGCCAACGCUAAUAGCCGUAAUGUCCCGGGUUGUGGGCCCGGUUCGUCUACUGAUAGGACUCGGUCUUCUGUGGUUAGCGGUCUCGGGAAGAAGUUGAAGGACUUGAUGGAUAGUUUCCAGAGUCUACGUGCGCGAAUGAACGAUGAGUAUAAGGAAACCGUAGAGCGCAGGUAUUUCACAAUAACAGGAGAAAAAGCGGACGAGCAAACAAUUGAUAACUUGAUUGCAAGCGGUGAGAGUGAAAAUUUUCUCCAAAAAGCGAUUCAAGAGCAAGGAAGAGGUGAGAUCAUGGACACGAUAUCUGAGAUCCAGGAAAGACAUGAUGCAGUGAAGGAGAUAGAGAAGAAUCUACUUGAGCUGCACCAAGUUUUCUUGGACAUGGCGGCUUUAGUAGAAGCACAAGGGCAACAGCUGAACAAUAUAGAGAGCCAUGUGGCAAAGGCUAGCUCGUUUGUGAGAAGAGGGACCGAUCAGCUCCAAGACGCGAGGGAAUACCAAAAGAGCUCGAGGAAAUGGACUUGUUAUGCCAUCAUUCUCUUCAUCGUUGUCUUUAUCCUUCUUCUUAUUCCCGUUAUGCCCCAUAUUAUGCUCAUGCUGAAAUGAAUUUUUUAGAGUUUGAUUCUGAUUCUUACAACUCUUCGCCUAUUCCUUCUUCUUGUUUUUUCUUUCUUUAAGGGGGUAGUUAGAGUAUAUAUGAUGAAACCACGGAAAGGGAUUUGUAGAACAAUUUUUUUUUGAAACAUGGGAUCGUUAUUAUCUCCAUCUUUAGUAGUGGAUGUGACAAUAACAUGUAUGUUGAUUUGUUAUAGUCUUAUAGAGAAACAUAUGCAUUGUAAUUUUAUAUUUUCUGCCUUCUCUUAUAACCAUUAUUUUGAUAUAUCUUCGUUAGUUUUCUUUUUUGGCGUCUCCACUACAUUGUUUUAAAAGAGUUUUCGCCUUUGUAAUUUUGACCUCAAAACAUAACAAAAAAGUGAAUAGUUUGGAAAUUAUAGUGAAGAAAACUGACAAAUUUAGGGUAUAUGUACAUGCAAAUCGAUGAAGUCUUAGUUUAUCCUAUGUAUAGGGAAUGUGUAUGCAACAUAGAAGAGGAUCUAAGACUUUGCAUCUUAGUAAAAUAGUAAGUCCUGAAUAUUCUUUGAACUCUUCAUAGAUUGAAGUAUUUACAUCUUAAGCUUACCCUACAUAUUGGAUAUACAUCACUUAUACGAUACCUGAUAUUUUAUUAAAAUAACUUGAUACUCUAUUGAAUGAGUAGCGUACAAUAUAUAUAGGUACAACAAGAGAAUAUGUGGAA
Messenger RNA from Brassica rapa (field mustard), 1815 nucleotides. Its product is annotated as syntaxin-125. Gene Ontology annotation, cellular component: SNARE complex; endomembrane system; plasma membrane. Gene Ontology annotation, biological process: intracellular protein transport; exocytosis; vesicle fusion. NCBI's taxonomy places the organism in Eukaryota, Viridiplantae, Streptophyta, Magnoliopsida, Brassicales, Brassicaceae. The record is from RefSeq and is a predicted model, not a curated record. Gene Ontology annotation, molecular function: SNARE binding; SNAP receptor activity.